Messenger RNA from Penicillium maclennaniae, 3591 nucleotides. Its product is annotated as putative DUF221 domain protein. Gene Ontology annotation, molecular function: calcium-activated cation channel activity. The record is from RefSeq and is a predicted model, not a curated record. Gene Ontology annotation, cellular component: plasma membrane. The annotation marks the transcript as partial. The transcript has 4 exons. Lineage: Eukaryota; Fungi; Ascomycota; Eurotiomycetes; Eurotiales; Aspergillaceae.
GUCCUCUCUCGGCCGAUCACGAUGACGGGGUUGGGGGAAGCAUUGGAGCACGCUGGUGGGACCGGCAGAGCCGACUCGGGUAUCUCGAUCCAGACCUUUCUUGCGUCGCUGGCGACGGCUAUCAUCGUUUUCGUGGUCGAAUUCCUGCUCUUCCUACUACUCAAGGGCAAAUUGACCCGCAUUUAUCAACCACGAACUUAUCUAGUCCCAGAUCGAGAACGAACCAAACCAUCACCACCGGGUCUCUUCCGCUGGAUUGGCCCGGUGUUUCGAACUUCCAGCUCAGAAUUCAUCCAAAAAUGCGGCCUAGACGCAUACUUCUUCCUAUGCUAUCUGCGGAUGCUAUUAAAGAUCUUCGUCCCUCUUGGGCUGUUGAUUCUACCCGUCCUCCUUCCAAUCAACCGUGUUGGUGGAAAGGGCACAACUCGCAAAAAUGCGACAGACUCGUCGUCCUCGUGGAACGUGUCUGGCUUGGAUCAGCUGGCCUGGGGAAAUGUCAAACCCGAGCAUACUAGUCGGUAUUGGGCUCACCUUGUCAUGGCGGUUAUUGUGGUUGUCUAUGUCUGCGCUAUCUUUUUCGACGAAUUGCGAGGCUAUAUUCGCUUGCGACAGGCUUACAUGACCUCCCCGCAACAUCGACUUCGUGCAUCUGCAACCACUGUACUGGUUACGGCUAUUCCGCCUGGCUGGCAUGAUGUUGAUUCCCUUGAUGCUCUCUUUGACGUCUUCCCUGGCGGAAUUCGCAAUAUUUGGAUCAAUCGCAAUUUUGAUGAGUUGAACGAAAAGGUGAAAGCGCGACAACAACUCGCGCUCAAACUUGAAUCCGCUGAGACGGAACUUAUCUCCAAGUGCAAACAGGCUGCGCUGAAAAAAUUAAAGGUCGAGGCCAAAAAAUCUGGGAAGAACAAAUCCAAGGCUGAGGAUAAAGAAAAAAUGGCCACUGACCGGCGUGCGGCUGAGAUUGCGAUGGGACCCGGUGUCAGUUCAGGUGAUCCCCAUCAGGCACACACGCUACGCGAAGUACUUCACCGACAACCCGACACACACAAUCGAAACACGUCUGCUGGAUCGCGGACAGACGCAAUCUUUCCUCUCGCAGCUGUUGGUGCUGUUGGCCAAGGUGUCGGCAGAUUGGGCAAGUCGGUGCUGGGGGGCCUGAAGAAGGUUGAGGUUGGCUUUGAUAACACCUUGACCCGGACAGGCGGCUAUGUCGACACUAUGAAUGACACGGCGCCCCCUCGAACAGUCACCCCGACACAGAAUGAUGAAGAUUCCCACACCAACCAAUUUUCUCUUGAACAUCCUUCUUCUGCCACGAAGCUUCCUACUCCAGAGCCUCCAAUUGCCAGCUCUAUGUGCCAGGAUACGCAACAGGCACCGAGGCGUCCGUCUUGGAAGCAGCGACUAUCUUCCCACACCUCGAAACGUUCUGCGCGAGAAGCCGACGAACAUCCUCUUACUGGCCCCGUUACUCCCGUCGAUAACGGACCCCGCCUGGGUUCGGACAAGUCAUUUAAGAAAGCUGAUCAGAAGAUAGACAGCCGGAAGCGUCUUAAAGAGGGUGAUAAGGUCGAAGGAGAGCAAUAUCCCAUCGCCUACAAUGAGGACUUUGAGAACGAAGACUACGGGGAGCCGAUGUGGCAGAAAUACAUUCGCCAAAAAGAUCGGGACACUCAUCGCCUUCCUAUCUUUGGUUGGAGUUGGAUGCCUUCGCUCUGGCUCGUCGGGAAAAAGGUUGAUACGAUCGACUAUUGUCGCAAGGAACUUGCUAGGUUAAAUCUCGAGAUCGAGAUUGAUCAGCAGCACCCAGAACGAUUCCCGCUGAUGAAUUCGGCAUUCAUCCACAAAUGGCACCACGUGUUGUCGAAAUCUCCCCCCGAUGAUGUCAUCUGGGAUAACAUGUCUAUCAAGUGGUGGGAACGCUAUCUGCGCACCUUCGGUAUUAUUACCCUGGUUUGCGCCAUGGUUAUUGGCUGGGCAUUUCCUGUCGCCUUCACCGGCCUUCUCUCUCAAUUGGCGUACCUGGAAGGGACGUUUCCAUGGCUGGCUUGGAUCAGCAAGCUGCCGAAUUGGUUUAUAUCUGCCGUUCAGGGUGUUCUACCCGCUGCUUGUUUGGCCAUCCUGAUGGCACUCCUACCCUUGAUUCUACGGUUUUUGUGUCGGACUCAGGGUCUGCAUACGGGUAUGGCCGUUGAACUGACAGUUCAGAACUACUACUUUGCAUUUUUGUUUGUCCAGCUGUUCUUGAUUGUCACGAUCGCAUCCAGUUUCAGUACAAUCGUCGACAAUGUUGCUAACGUGACCAGCUGGCCGCAGCUGUUGGCCAACAACAUCCCCAAGUCGAGCAACUACUUCUUCUCCUACAUGAUUCUUCAAGCCAUGUCUGUGAGCGCCGGUGCGCUUGUGCAAAUCGUUCAUUUGAUUAGCUGGUUUAUUCUUGCUCCCAUCCUGGACAAAACUGCUCGGAAGAAGUGGGCUCGGACGACCAACCUGAAUCAGAUGCACUGGGGUACUUUCUUCCCCAUGUACACGACGCUUGCCUCUAUUGGGUUGAUCUACUCCGUGGUUGCACCCCUGAUUCUAGUGUUCAACAUCAUCACAUUCAGCUUGUUCUGGUUCGUAUAUCGAUACAACACGCUGUACGUCACAAAGUUCCGCUUUGACACUGGCGGUCUUUUGUUUCCUCGCGCCAUCAGUCAGCUCUUUACUGGAUUGUACGUCAUGGAACUGUGUUUGAUCGGCUUGUUCUUCCUGGUCGAGAAUGAGAAAGGUGAAUUGGCCUGCAAAGGCCAGGGCAUUAUCAUGAUUGUCGUUACGGUUUUGACCAUCGGAUAUCAAAUCCUUCUGACCGACGCAUUCGGGCCCUUGAUUCGGUAUUUGCCCAUCACCUUGGAAGAUGAAGCCGUUCGUCGGGACGCAGAGUUUGAGCGUGCUCAAUACGCCCGGCUUGGACUUGCCAUUGACGAUGGGGAAGGAGAUAAUGAUCAUCACGAGAGCAGCCUCGCCAAAUUAGAACAACAAGAACGUGACCAGGGUCAUGAUGAAGAUGAGCGAGGUCGAGAUAUCGAGUUGAAUAAUUUGGAAGCGGAUCGAAGGGCUCAUCUGAAUCGCAACAACUCGAGUGGCCUACUUUCGACUCCCCGAAGUGGCACCAAGCGACCAUCGUGGGCCGAUCGCUCCCCUAAUCGAAGGUCCAAGUUUUUUGGGGUCAAUACAGCCACCGCCAGUCCGACUAUCCAAGCCCUGCGCGAGAAGAUGGCACACGAUACGGAGGCCCAGGGGCCUCCCACCAAUGCAGUCGGCCAUGCUCUAUUCGAAGGCAUCCAUGACGAGCUGGAGGAUCUGACACCUGAUGAACGUGACCAACUGGUGCAACGUGCCUUCCAACACGAAGCCCUCCGCGCCAAGCGCCCAGUCGUCUGGAUUCCUCGUGAUGAUUUAGGAGUCAGUGACGACGAAAUCUAUCGGACCCAGCGUUUCAGCAAGCACAUCUGGGUGAGUAAUGAGUACCAAGCCCUAGACGGCAAAUGCCGCACGAUCUUCAGUCGCAGCCCACCAGAUUUUUCCGAGGUGGACUUGAUUCAGUUGUGA